AUGGGAGCUGUGACAUAUCGAGAUAGCAUUGCAAUUCUUCAGCUUGUCGUUUUCCCUGUACUACUUGUUUGUGCACUUAUCACAUGGAAGCGAACUGGCUGGAAGGCUGCAGGCAAGACGUGGCGAUUCGUUAUUUCGCUUUCCCUCAUUCGAAUCAUCGGCAGCAUUUGUACAUUAAUAACGAUUGAUCAUCCCACGGAAAACAUCUACAUUGCGGAGGCAGUAUGCGAGCUUAUCGGUAUUGCACCUCUGAUGCUAAUCUAUGUUGGACUCUUGCGGCAAAUUGAUACGGAGCAGAGAAUGCAUCCGAAGUUCCUUUCACUGGUGGCCCUCACCUGUUUCGUCGGCCUCAUCCUCGGUAUUGCAGGAAUCAGUAUCACCGACGAUAACUCGGAUACCUUCCACGCAAACAGCAUCGUUAAGGCAGCCAUGGCAGUCUUCCUAGCUAUAUUUGUCGUGGAUAUUGCGAUUACGAGCUGGCUAUACUCCCAACUUCGGUCGAGGUUGAGCAGCUUCCAGAAAAAGCUGUUCCUCGCUAUCGUUCUUUCAUGGCCCUUCCUGUUGAUUCGUUUGAUAUACUCGGCCAUCAGCGAUUUCACCGAUAAUUCGCGAUUUGCUAUCCUGGUAGGUGACCCGACCAUCUACCUAUGUAUGGAUGUCCUGGAGGAAAUCAUCGCCGUGUCUCUCUGUGUGGGCUUUGGAAUGUCGGCAGCGCUUGAAAUCAAAGCAAACCAGCCACCUGUUUAUAGUGAGGCAAGGAAGGACUUGAGGCCUGGCGAGGUAUAA
Penicillium daleae is the source of this 786-nucleotide messenger RNA. RefSeq lists its product as uncharacterized. The coding region runs from base 1 to 786 and encodes 261 amino acids. The transcript has 2 exons. Lineage: Eukaryota; Fungi; Ascomycota; Eurotiomycetes; Eurotiales; Aspergillaceae. The record is from RefSeq and is a predicted model, not a curated record.